AUGUUUCGUUUAAUUUGCGCAAGGUUGCCCCAAAAACUAAAGCACAGACCUUCGAAAACUAGCCACGCAAACUUUUUCUCAACCUCCUCUCUGAAAUCCAUCGAAGGACUUCCUAACUCCAAGGACCCACAAUCUCUGACAGUCUCCUUCCUUCAAGAUUCAUGUGGGUUUUCCUUGGAACUGGCCAUUUCAUAUUCCAAGAAGCUCAACAUUGAGAACAUAGAGAAUCCCAACUCCGUUCUGGAUCUGUUGAGAACUCACGGUUUGAAGCAGAACCACAUCAGAUACUUAAUUAGCAGUCGCCCAUUAUUGCUUUUGGCCGAUUUAGGCAAUACCCUUAAGCCCAACAUGGAGUUGUUUAAAUCCUUAGGGUUUUGUGGCGCUAGCCUCGCCGAAAUGCUCAGCAAAUACCCAGCUGUGCUAGAAAGUGAUGCAUACACUGCUGUUGAGUUUUUUAGAGCGCAUGGUCUUAGUGAUAAGCAAAUAAAAGCUUUGACGAUGAAGCGUCCCUCAUUGUAUGCGUAUAAUGUUAACAAGAAUUUUAAGCCAAAGUUGGAGUUUUUCAAAUCGUUAGGCUUUUCAGAUCUUGAAAUUGCGAAGCUUUUAUAUGCAGCGCCUCGUGUUCUGCAAACGAGCCUCGAAAAACAAAUCAUUCCGAAACUUCAAGAGCUUAGGCGGAUUCUUGGAACUGACGAGAAUAUCUUCAAUGUUAUAAUGGCAUACUGCGUAAUGCAUAGACCAAUGCGUGUACAGUGGAUACAGCCCAACAUCAAUAUGUUGGUAAGCCAUGGUGUUCCCCAGUCUUCAGUUUUGAAACUCUUGUUUGCUAAAUCAAGUCCACUGCUUAUGUGUUGCAAUCGGUUUAGUGAGAUUGUUGGUGAAGUUAUGGAACUGGGUUUUGAUCCCAAUUGUAUUAAAUUUGUUCUCGCCAUUGUGUCCAUGUCACUAAAUAGUAAAACACUGUGGGAGCAGAAGGUGGAAGCUUUUAGGAGUUUCGGUUUGUCAGAGGGUGAGAUUUAUGCUGCAUUCAAGCGGCAACCCAUGUGUAUGAGUUGUUCGGAAAAGAAGAUCAAGAAAAUGAUGGGUUUCUUUGUGAACAAACUGAAGAUGAAGCCUUCUAUGAUCUCCAAGAGUCCGAAUGUUCUACUGCAUAGCUUGGAGAAGCGGAUUAUUCCGAGGUGUUCAGUUAUGCAAGUUUUGAUGUUGAACGGGUUGAUCAAGGAGGAUAUUGGCAUUGUUUCUAUGGUCACAAUGGCCGAGAAGAAAUUCAUGUUGCAAUUUGUGAGCAAGUAUAAAAAUGAGGUUCCUGAUGUUGUUAGAGCGCACCAAGGGAAGAUAGAAUUUCAAGGGCUCCCCAUAGCCAUGGAGAUAUGA
Messenger RNA from Carya illinoinensis, 1374 nucleotides. RefSeq lists its product as uncharacterized. Gene Ontology annotation, cellular component: chloroplast. NCBI's taxonomy places the organism in Eukaryota, Viridiplantae, Streptophyta, Magnoliopsida, Fagales, Juglandaceae. The transcript has a single exon. Gene Ontology annotation, biological process: chloroplast organization; regulation of DNA-templated transcription. Gene Ontology annotation, molecular function: double-stranded DNA binding. The record is from RefSeq and is a predicted model, not a curated record. The coding region runs from base 1 to 1374 and encodes 457 amino acids.